Acyrthosiphon pisum (pea aphid) is the source of this 4436-nucleotide messenger RNA. RefSeq names its product phosphatidylinositol 4-phosphate 5-kinase type-1 alpha. The record is from RefSeq and is a predicted model, not a curated record. The coding region runs from base 1560 to 3356 and encodes 598 amino acids. Gene Ontology annotation, cellular component: plasma membrane. Gene Ontology annotation, biological process: phosphatidylinositol phosphate biosynthetic process. The transcript is spliced from 6 exons. Gene Ontology annotation, molecular function: 1-phosphatidylinositol-4-phosphate 5-kinase activity. NCBI's taxonomy places the organism in Eukaryota, Metazoa, Arthropoda, Insecta, Hemiptera, Aphididae.
GCUAGUGCGGUGCCGUUUAACAAUGUCAUAUUAUUAAUAAUGCCGAAUAAUUAAAAAUAUAUUUUUUACGAUCGCAUUUCGAUUUCAAUCAAUUCAUACGAUAGACUGGAGCAGUUUGGGUGCCAUCGUGAAGUCGACAAUAUAUAUAACAAAAUAAUAAGACGCACGUGAAGGCAUAUCGAGUUAAUCUUGUUGGCUAGCUAUCUAAUAUCGUAUUCGGAGACGUUUUAGGUCGUUGUUGAUGUAGGUAUAGCUGCUGCAGUAUAAUCAUGACAUUAAUAUUUCUCGCAGACACUUUCUAUAAAUUGUACGUCGGUGCCUACUAUUACCUAGGUAUAAGGUUACCGAGUGUACUGCGAGAGCCAAAGCCGACAGGUAGGUGCUGCAUUUGAUUGUCCAUAUUACCUACGUACUGAGAGCUGUACGCCCAUUUACCGUUUUUUUAGUCGUACCUAUAAUUGCAUAGUCACUGCAGCGUACCUAGUCCCGGCGGCUAGUCGUACGUCGUACGUGACGAGAAAUAUUCUAACUGACCAAAUAUCGCGAUCUAGUUUGUUUUUUUUUUGCUCAGAUCAAUUAUUUCGUAAUAAUAUUAUUGUUAUCGACCGCGGUUUUACGAUUUUCGCGGUAGGUAUACGGUCCAUAUACACGCAUCAUCGUAACAGAAUGUAAGCAGGCAUUCUAGGUCGUAUUUGUGUAUCGCUGCCGUCGGGGCGUAGUUCGCGGUGAUCUCGAAAAAUCGUCGAUCGUUUUGUUUUCAUGUCGUAGGUUACAAAUCAAGUAGUAGCAAGUAUAAAACAACAUAAAAAAAUAAUUCGUUCGCUAUACACAAUAUCAGUCUAAUAUUAUUCGCGGCGGUGCGAAAUAAUAAUUUUAAUAUUGUGCGAAGUGGGACGGAGAUGCGCAAGCGUACGUGAAAUCUGGCUGAACCCGCGCAGACCGGUGGUGGCGGCGGCAGACAGUGUUUUGAAAAAAAAAAAGUGUGGAAAAUUGUUCAUCAUUGAUCGUCGCUAACUUCAACAACCGAAACCGUUCCUAUUAUCAACACCUGUGAUUCAUGAAGACUAGUGAUAAUUUUUCGGAAUUCACUCGUCGCGUAUUUUUUAGCGUUAAGACGGACGGUACCACGGUUCCCGCCCUUUCCUUUAGAUUACUUGGUCGACCUUUGAACAAAACACCCACCCGUGAAUCACUUACAUGGAAAAUCCACUUGAUUGGUACGCUGAAGCAAAGUCUGUGAUUGAUAGCGAGAUAUCCCUGUUGAAUCAUAUUAGUAUAUCGUCAUUGGUAGUUUCGGACGGUGUAUAUUUGAAUAUUGAAACACUUGAAAAUCAAAAGUUUUGUGUGCUCUUGAAUAAACAAGGAUUUCGUGUUGUUGCCAAAGCUUUUGAUCAAGACACCAACACCUCGCAAUUCAGUUACGAAACUCACUUUGCACUAUUGUCUAAUAUCAGCAAAAGCUAUAGUCGACGAUUCAAUGAGUUAGUAGCAGUUAAAUUGAAUGAAGUCGCUGGGUCAUGCAAAGAUACAGAUAAUUAAAUAGCAAAAUCUUAAGCAAAAUGGCUACUAACGAUAUCAGACCCGCCUUUGAAGAACAGGUUGAAUCAACACUUGAUAAGGAUGUUGCUACUGAAAAAGACAUCUCAAUUGCUGAACAAGAUGAUCUCCAAGCCAAAGAAAAAGAGAAGAAACUUGGACAUAGGCGAGUGGGUGUUGAUGGAGAAAUCACAUAUAAAAAAAUUCAAACUGGUCAAAUUAUGGGUUCCAUACAACUAGGAAUACAACAUGCAGUAGGAGGCCUUGCUUCAAAGCCCGAACGUGAUUUGCUUAUGCAAGAUUUUAUGACCGUUGAAACGACUGUGUUUCCAAGUGAUGGUACUAAUCACACUCCAGCUCACCAUUAUCCAGAGUUUAUUUUUAAGACAUACGCUCCAAUUGCAUUCCGCUAUUUCAGAGACUUGUUUGGCAUUCAGCCAGAUGAUUAUCUUAUAUCGUUUUGUAACUCGCCACUUCGUGAAUUGUCCAAUCCGGGUGCGAGUGGAUCAAUAUUUUACCUUACACGGGAUGAUGAAUUUAUCAUGAAAACUGUACAGCAUAAGGAAGGUGAAUUUUUACAAAAAUUACUUCCUGGAUACUAUAUGAAUUUGAAUCAGAAUCCGAGAACUCUGUUGCCAAAAUUUUUCGGUCUUUAUUGUUAUCAAUGCAACUCAAAAAACAUUAGAUUAGUAGCUAUGAACAAUUUAUUACCUUCUAACAUAAAAAUGCACCAAAAGUAUGAUCUGAAAGGUUCGACAUACAAAAGAAAAGCUUCCAAAGAUGAAAGACAAAAAUCAUCGCCUACGUUUAAAGAUUUAGACUUUAAAGAACAUCAUCCUGAUGGUAUUUUUUUGGAGCCAGACACUCACUCAGCUCUUCUCAAAACUAUGCAAAGAGAUUGUCGAGUACUAGAAAGUUUUAAAAUAAUGGACUACAGUCUUUUAGUAGGCGUUCAUAACGUCGACCUUGCUCAGAGAGAGAAAGAAGAAAGACGAGUGGCACGGUUACGCAAGGCAGUAGAAACUGAUGCAGAUACUUUAUCAGAAACGUCUACUUUAAGUCGAACAGCUGAAGCCAACCGGCAGCGUUUGAUGGCUCAUUCAACAGCAAUGGAAAGUAUUCAAGCAGACACUGGAACUUCUUCAGAUGAAGACUGUGCUUCGCCUAGAGGUGGUAUACCUGCUAGAAGUGGAAGCGGUGAUAGCUUAUUACUAUUUGUCGGAAUUAUUGACAUACUACAAAGUUAUCGAUUAAAGAAGAAACUGGAGCAUACGUUCAAAGCCAUCAUACACGAUGGCGACUCUGUUUCUGUACACAGACCUGAUUUCUAUGCCACUAGAUUUUUGGACUUUAUGACCAAAUCUGUGUUCAAGAAACUUUUGUGUCCCCUAAAACGUUCACCAUCCAAGCGUCGUAGCAUGUCGCGUACACGAACGCGUGAUCAAACAGAUGCGGAAGGUACAUUUUCCACAUGUUCAACACCACCUCCAGCAUUUGAGGAUGCUAUUCGUCGUGACUUUGUAUACGACAAACGUUCCAGCAUGACUCGCAUACGUCGUCCAUCACCAGGAUUGCGCAUAGAUGGCCCUUCUGGCUCGUCGCACGCCGGCGAGAGUAAGUCGUCUACAUUGAGUGUGGGAUCGGGCAGCACUACAUCUGGCAUCGGGGGUUCAGCAGGCAGACAAUCUGUGGAAGCCACAUGGACGGAAGGCACACCUAGCUACACGGAAUCUUCAAGCAGCGCCGACAUGGCUUCAGAUACCAUACAAAUGGCAAUUCUGGGGGGCGAUCUUAAAUCAUUAGAAAUGACACGCUUAUAACUUAUAGAAUGUUACUUAUAGUCUAAUCGGAACAGAUUUUAUUGGAUUUAAACCUUAUAAUCAUUUAUCUAGAUUGAAUUAAACCUGAAUAGUCAGUACCUAUACCAAGAUUUAAUGAUAUAUUACUAGUGUGGGAUAUCUUUCAUUUGGAUACACAUUUUUUAAAGCUAAUUAGUAAUUAUAGUUCAUACAACUUUUAUCUUAUUGUGAGAUGCACUUUGAUGAUUGCUUAUCAGAAUUAGAACAGUAUUAUUGUAUUACUGCUCAUUUGGCAUAUGCCAUUAGAUAUUAUUGUGCAGACAAGCAUUUAUGUGAUUAAAAAAACUUGCCAAUUUCGAACAAAGAUCUGCUAAAAUUAUAUGAUCCGAUUGGACUGUCAAAUCUGACAAACUAUUUUAAUUUAUUUUUUUUUAAUUUGUAUAGCUGCUGAGCCCCUUUUGUUGGAUCUCUUAAUAAUAAGGCCGAACCCUAAAAUAUAAUUAUAAAAGACAAUUAAACGCUUGUGAAUAGCAUGAUAUUUAGCACCAGCACAAAAUUCUCACUUUUCAACAUUUAAAAAAUUUAAAAGAAAAAAUUGUUUUUUCAUUUUUACUAGUUAUUAUUAUUCAUACGAUGACUAAAAGAAUUCAAUAUUCUACAUACUAAUAUUGUUUAUUAUAGAUGGUACCAUUCUGGUUGAGAACCGCUUCCAGCGGAUGAAACACAAUGUGAUGGCUCGUGUAUUUAGGUUAUCGCCAACCGAAAAAUAACCUAACUUAGGUUUAAAUGAUAAAUAAUUAUAAACAAAUGUUAUUUAUUACUAUUAUUACUACUAUUAUUAUUAUAAUUAUUAUUAUUAUUAUUAUUAUUAUUAUUAUAAUUAUUAUUAUUAUUAUAAAUUUAUAACUAUUGAUUACGCCUACCGCCUACGUAAUAACAUAAGUAUACCUAAAAGAAUAAACAAUUUUCCAUUGUGUUCGUAUCAACCGCCUAAACGGAUAUAGUAAUACAGUAUUCAUAAUUUUAAACAAUUUUAGACUCAUGUAUGAUCUUUUGAGAAUUAAAUGUUUUCAAAAAAAAAUAAAAACGUAAAAAAAAUUA